Molecule: messenger RNA, 2951 nt
Organism: Schizophyllum commune H4-8
Lineage: Eukaryota; Fungi; Basidiomycota; Agaricomycetes; Agaricales; Schizophyllaceae
Exons: 3
Coding region: 156-2720 (854 amino acids)
Source: RefSeq, a predicted model, not a curated record
GCCCCCAGCGCUCAGGCGUCGAGCAGCAUUCCCCACCGCGCCCUCGUUGUCUGCGACGGUCGCCGGUCCUGAAAACGUUGUGCAGGCACCCCCCUCAUCGUCAACCAUACUGAGCCCGAAAUUUGCCUGAUAAACCAAGCGCGAUCUGUGACGGCAUGGACGCGGCCUCAGCAAGCACGAGCCGCGGUACCCACCAGACGCGCCCGACGCGCAUUCAACCCACCCGCACGCGUCGCGGCGUCGUCGGCUUCGGGAACAAUGAGAUAGACCAGCAGAUAUUGGACAACAUGGAGCGUCGAGGGGACGGCGAACCACACAUACCCCUCGGUACUGCCUUCUGCUUCACAACGGACGCGGACUUCGUCCCCCCUCCCGAUGCGUCGACGAGCACGGGCAUCAAGGUCAACUCGCUCGCCAACGAACGCUACUUUGAGCGACCGGAGGUCAUCAAGGCAUACCGCGAACAGCAAACCAUUCAGAUACCCGAGUUCGUGCGGAUAGACGAGCUACCAGAGGGAAGUAGCCGCUUUCGACCCCGCGCAGAUCUGGGCGACUUCGACUCGGACGCAGUGUAUGAGAAGCGACAUCGCAAGUACGAAAACUUCGAGAAACGCAUCCGCAUGCGCGAGAAGGAGAAGCUCAAGCACGAGCAGUACAAGCUCAAGGAGCGUCUUGAGCAGAUUCGGGGAAUGGAUCCGCAGGCCUUCCUCGCGCUCCCUCCGUCUGCAUUCACCCCAAUUCCGACGGAGUCGGCGGCAAGUGGUGGGGAAGAAGACGAGGAAGUCGCGAUCUACGCCAGCGUGCCCGGCGCUCCCGUCAGCGGCGCGAGUCUUCACGAGGGGCAGCGCCGUCGCGCAGAGGUCGUUGCUGCCGCGGAGGAGCUGGCAGAGCGUUAUCGCACUCUGCUUGCGCCCGAGAAGAAGAAACACGGCGUCAACAAGGACACACCGGAGACCCUCAGUGCUCGUCCGUCUAUUGCACGCACAGAGACUGACGUUCCGCGGACGCCUGUGCCGACUCAUCUUAAUUGGCCCAAAACCACGCCGUCUUCGGCCAACGUUAGACGCGCCAGUGUCGCCACGGAGGCAUCUGAGCCCAAUGAAGGCCCUUCUCGGAAACGGCGGAAGGUCGCACCGUCUGAGGUUGCACCUCCUUCGUCACCGGUUACAAUCGCUCGCACACCCUCCAUCAACGAUGGUGUCAGCACGUCACGACCAUCGAGUUCAAAUUUCUUGCAAUCGACCGACUUGUCGACAGUGUCUACGUCCGUACCACCUCCCCCAGCGUCCGCGGUCAUCCCCGCAUCCCCAUCCAAUCCUGCCCCGCCUGCAUCCACGUCGUCGACCACUUUCGCACCUACCCAAGCCCCACCGCCGACGCCCGUUCGGCCCGCACGUGCGAGAGACGAGGACGCAGCAGAAGGCAGUAGCGGUCGACCAGUGAAGAAGCAGCGAACGGAUGCCAACGGUCCCAAGCCGACAUCGCACAGAGAGGAUAGUCACCCUCCUAUCGCAGUCAUUUCAGCCGCUCCUGAACCAGCGAAGGAGGUCACCGAGCCUCCCAAGUCUGCUCGGCCUGCAUCGGGUCCUCGGCUUAUAUCCCAGAAGCUGCGCGACGAGAAAUCACUCAGUGGGCCUUCCGCCACAGCCAUAUCACCUGCAGCUACGCCCCAUGCUACCUCGACCACGAAUGGGAAAGCAUCAGCUCGUUCUGCGCACGCUGAGGCGCUCCCAUCCGCGGAUCUUCCAUCCGUAUCACGACCAACAACUCCCACCCCGGCGGACGUGCAACCAGGGCCUUCAUCCCUCGCUGACGACCGACCAUCUACCGACUUGCCGCCUGUCGAGUCGAUUUCAGCUGCACUACCAACCACUGGGCGUGGCAGAGGCCGCGGCCGCGGCCGCGGUAGUCGUGGCGGAGGGCGUGGUGGGCGACCCCAGCAACUCACCUCUGCUUCUGCUGUAGAUGGCCAGUCCGCGUCCGCCUCUGUACCUCCUGGCCCCUACCGCCCGCCCCCGACGUGCAAAAUUGCGAUGGCUGCCGGACGGCGCUCGCGCGGCGGGCGGCAGGUGACCGCGUUCGGGAGCAAGGUCGGCAGCACGGUGGAGGCGGACGUUGACUUCGACCUCCCGCCGUGGCUGUGGCCAAGCAAGGAAGAAGUCGACCAGCGUGUGCUUGAGGGGCAUCAAGGGCUGCGGGAGUGGUUUGAGGCAAAGGAGAGGGAGGAAGAGGAGGAACGAAAGAAGAGGGAGGAGCGGGAAAGGGAGGCGGAGGACGUCGGUAUCGACAUUGAGGACGACGACGAGGAUCAGGAGCCUGGGCAGGACGAUGAAGAACCCAUGCCCGUCAAGGAGCGGCAGCCAUCCAUACCGAGAUGGGAGCUCAAUCCGGAGGACGAAGGCGAGGACGAGGUGGACGAAAUGGAUGACGACGACGAUGCAGAGACGGUCCGCAUCCAGGCGAAGCCGGUGAAGAAGCGCCCCAGGAAAAACGCGAAGGCAUCCGCGGCGAAUGGGAAGGAUCAUCCGAAGACCACGAAAGCAUCUGGGGCGAGGACGGGCAAGCUGGCCGUGAAAGUGGGCAAGGGCAAGGGCAGGUCGAAGCCACUCCAAAAGCGUAUCAAAUUGAUGUUGACUGGUACGCGGUCGGAGCAGGAGGAGGAGGACGAACUCGAGUCGGAGGAGGAUAAGAAUCAUGAGAUAUCGCAUGAUUUCUCUUGACGAGGACCCUUUCCCUCAAUAUACUUGCUUUCCGUCACUAUUGCGAGGAGGGUGUGUAUAAGGUCUUUGCACAGGUACGAGUGAUUCCAUUGCACUGUGCUUCGGAAAGUAAGUACUUCACUCAAUGCUAGUUGCCACCGAUGCUGUAUGAGCCGAUUGAUUGAAGUGGGACAAUCGAUACCACAUAGAGUCGCGCUGUCUAUAGCUAUAUGAGAUGCAUGAGGAGGUGGU